CUUGUGUUCACUUGUGUUCACUUGUGUUCGUGUGUGGAAAGGGACAGUUGGGGUGUGAUUUGCGUAGCAGAGCCCAUUUGACAGCUGAUAGGGGUGGAAAAUAAUCCCAAAGUAUUGCGGAUUUGUUCACUGAUUGUUGAUUAUUUUCGUGGCAAACUGAGUGGUUCCGAGAUCAGACAUCAUUCGAAGGAAAAUGUCAAAGAUAGAGGAGGGAAACGCGCACAUUCGCGCAGCUGAGAAGAGCUUGAAGACUACUUUGCUCAAGUGGAGACCGGAUUUUGAGGUCGCAGCUGAGGAGUACAACCAAGCAGCCACUUGCUUUCGGAUCGCAAAAUCCCUGAAGCAAUGCAAGGAUGCCCUGAUUAAAGCUGCAGACUGCUACAAGGAAAAUCGAUCAUGGUUCCACGCUGCAAAGAGCCUCGAACAAGUGGUGCUGAUCUCAAGAGACCUGGGGGAGCUCUCAGAGAUCCCAAAACUCGCGCAUUCUUCUUGCACGUGGUACCAGCAGCAUGGAUCACCAGAGUCUGGGGCUACUGUUCUGGAUAAAGCUGGCAAAAUGAUCGAGAACUCCGAUCCAGCUGCUGCGUUACCACUGUUUCAGAGAGCAGCUGAGAUCGUCAUGGGUGAAGACAGUCCAAGACAGGCAGCCGAGUACCUGAGUAGAGUAGCAAAAAUCCUAGUGAAACUAAAGAACUACGAUGAAGCUGCCAACGCAAUUCGAAGGGAAAUCAGUUGCCACCAGCGUAUCGAGCACAUACCAUCAGUGGGAAGACUAGCUGUGGUCUUGGUGCUCGUCCAACUGGCCAGAGGCGAUCAGGUCGCAGCUGAGAAGGCUUUCAGAGAGUGGGGAAACUACUGUGAUGCUCCAGAAAUUCAAACACUGGAGAUGCUGCUUCAGGCUUACGACAACGAGGAUGCCAAUGCAGCCAGGGCAGCCCUUAACAGUCCAUUCAUCAAGCACAUGGACGUGGAGUACGCGAAAUUAGCUAGGGGACUUCCCCUGCCUCAACAGGAGUACGCUGUGCCACCUGCUGGUGUCAGGGCCAAUGCUGCACCCCCAUACGUAUCACCAAAUCUUGACAAACCUUCUGCUAGUUGCGAGACUGUCGAGGCUGAGGUUAAUCACGACACUCCAUCAUUAGAGAAAGAUCUUGCCUCCACCCAUUUAUCAAGUGAAUCUCCUGAAGACCCCCAAAAGACCCCUGAGACACCCCCCGAAGUGAAAAAAGAGGAAGAGGAGGAGGACGAGUACGCAGGAGGCUUGUGCUGAUCCCUCUGCCCACUAUGCGAAUACCUCCCCAUUUGUUCAGUUUAUCGAAUCAUAAAAAAACAAAAAGAAAUUAUGGCGCAUUUUACCCUGCACACGAUUGUCAUUAUCACCUGCAGUUCAGCAAAUAAAGACGCUUAGACCUAUUUAUUCACACGCAUUUCAAGUAUUAAAUGUCGAUAGACGAUAAUUUAUUGAGACUCAUGUUAAAAAUAACGAGACUAUUUUCUUGCUGAGGAGUAUAAUUACGCUGUAGCUGAGUAUAUUAUUCGAACACUUGUUGAAUUAUUCAAAUAAAUUGUUCUCGUUUUUUUAUUACUAUUAUUCGGAUGAAUUUGUCAUUCAGCUUGUCUUCGAGAUUUUGUUGAUGUGUAUUUUGUGAUGAAGACCGGGGAGACGAUGAUUAUAUGUAGGUUAGAAUAAACGUCUAAACCUUGAA
Diachasma alloeum is the source of this 1706-nucleotide messenger RNA. RefSeq names its product gamma-soluble NSF attachment protein. Gene Ontology annotation, molecular function: syntaxin binding; soluble NSF attachment protein activity. The transcript is spliced from 8 exons. Bases 194 to 1270 code for a protein of 358 amino acids. Gene Ontology annotation, cellular component: vacuolar membrane; SNARE complex. Lineage: Eukaryota; Metazoa; Arthropoda; Insecta; Hymenoptera; Braconidae. The record is from RefSeq and is a predicted model, not a curated record. Gene Ontology annotation, biological process: intracellular protein transport.